CAGUAUAAACGCAACAUGACCGGUAGGAGCCGUCCUGAGUGAAGAGAAUUGCGAGUUCAAGAUGGCGGAGUAUCUGGCUUCGAUUUUCGGCACUGAAAAAGAUAAAGUCAACUGCUCCUUCUACUUCAAGAUUGGAGCCUGUCGACAUGGCGACAGAUGUUCGAGGAUUCACAACAAACCUACAUUUAGUCAGACUGUUCUGCUGCAAAACCUGUACCACAAUCCUCAGAACUCGGCGCAGACAGCUGAUGGAUCUCAUUUGGCCAACAUGACUGAAGAAGAAAUGCAGGAACACUUUGACAACUUUUUUGAAGACGUCUUUGUUGAGCUAGAAGACAAGUAUGGAGAGAUUGAAGAGAUGAAUGUGUGUGAUAACCUUGGUGACCAUCUUGUGGGCAACGUUUAUGUCAAGUUUCGCAGGGAAGAAGAUGCUGAGAAGGCUGUGGCAGACCUGAACAAUCGGUGGUUUGCCGGUCACCCAAUCUAUUCAGAGCUGUCACCAGUCACCGACUUUCGUGAGGCCUGCUGUCGCCAGUAUGAGAUGGGCUUGAAAGCAAAGACUUGGCGUUCCACGGCAGCUACUGAGGAGUGCACUCGCAGUGGCUUUUGCAACUUCAUGCACCUCAAGCCCAUCUCAAGAGAGCUGCGUAGGGAACUGUACGGCCGCAAGCGCCGCAGGAGGUCUCGGUCCGGAUCACGAAGUCCCAAGGGACCCCGGCGCCGCAGUCGAAGCCGUGAACGCAGGCGUCGCAGCCGCAGCCGUGAGCGCAGGUCCCGAUCCCGAGACAAGAAGGACCGAGAGGAGCGUGCUGGUCGCUUCUGAACCUCCAUACAUUUCUCUGAAAGGGCAUCUGUGUGCCCCUCUUUUCUCAAGUUCAUUUCCUUUUCCUGCUUUUUCAUUCACUGUUCGCAUUUGAUUUCUGACCACCUUUUAUUUCUCUCCCUUCAUCUCACUUAGCAGCCUGGUAAACAUUGAUGUACUUUCUCCCUCCCCUAUCCACCUCCGGCAGAGAGAGCUUGAAUAAAAACAUGCUGUCAAGGUCGUA
Dermacentor andersoni is the source of this 1046-nucleotide messenger RNA. It is a transcript of the gene U2af38, whose product is annotated as U2 small nuclear riboprotein auxiliary factor 38. Gene Ontology annotation, cellular component: U2AF complex. Gene Ontology annotation, molecular function: metal ion binding; RNA binding. Gene Ontology annotation, biological process: mRNA splicing, via spliceosome. The record is from RefSeq and is a predicted model, not a curated record. NCBI's taxonomy places the organism in Eukaryota, Metazoa, Arthropoda, Arachnida, Ixodida, Ixodidae.